AGCACGAAGGACCUGUGAUGAUGGUCAUGUGACAUAAGGGGCGGAGCAUAUCAGUGGAGAGGACGAAGGUCCUGUGAUGAUGGUCAUGUGACAUACGGGGGCGGAGCAUAGCAGUGGGGAGGACGAAGGCCCUGUGAUGAUGGUCAUGUGACAUAAGGAGGAAGGGCUUUGUUAACCCAUCUCUAUCAUCAUGUGACUGAUCACAUGGUUAUGACGUCGUCACAGGUCCUUUACCGUUGCUCCAUACCAGAUGCUGGUCGGUGCUGUCGUCUCUUGUUGUCUCUGUUAUCAGCCAGCAGUCAGCUAAAAAUGUUCCGGCCCCUUAUUAGUUUAGUUCCCGUCUCUGCGCCUUCUCCAGCUCCACAACGUCCCAUUAAUGAACUGGUGACCAAAACUGACCAGCGUAAUCCAGCUGCCAGCAGGACCAGAUCCGUGAUCCAGUUUUCUCUUAUCCGCAUACAAAAUGGUCCUAAUCCUGAAUGACCAACUGAAGAUGUCCCCGGACAGGACUGAUGUGACUACAGGACUAUUACACAUCACCCUGGAGAUCAUCCGCCUGCUGACCGGAGAGGAUUACACAGUAGUGAAAAAGACAUUGUGGACGUCAGGAAGAUGGAGCAGGGGCCCGAACCCCAUCACAGACCCUCCACCUCACUCCAUGAUACAUGAGAGGAACAACAAGAAGAUCCUAGAACUCAUCAACAAGAUGAUGGAGCUGCUGACUGGAGAGGUUCCUAUAAGGUGUCAGGAUGUGGCGGUCUAUUUCUCCAUGGAGGAGUGGGAAUAUGUAGAAGGACACACGGAUCUGUACCAGGAAGCCAAGAUGGAGGAUCACCGGCCUCCUCUAGUACCCGAUGGAUCCAGUAAGAGUCCACGGGGGAGAAGUCCACGGGGGAGAAGUCCCAGUCCUCUGUAUUACCAGGACAGUCCAGAGGGACACUACAGUAUAUCCGAGGAUGAUCAGGGUGAAGACCUGAUGGACAUUAAGGUUGAGGUCAUAGAUGAUGAUGAUGAAGAAGAGGAGACGGAUUUAGGGGCCGAUCAGCAGCGUGGACUCAUCGACUUAGAUGGAGAGAGAGGUCCUGGUCCUGUGGAGGAGCUCCGUGUCCUCGAGGACGAUCAGGGUGAAGAUCCGUCUGAUAUGAAAGCAGAGGAUGAGGCCAGGAUGAGGGGCCUCCAGCUGUUCAUUAGAGAAGUAGAGGAGGAUAUUCCAGAGGAUGGCACCCCAGGUAUAAACCAAUGGAUGUAGAUGGUGACUUCUGUGUUUUCUUAAAGGGGUACUCCGGUGAUAAAACUUUAACUUUU
Molecule: messenger RNA, 1305 nt
Organism: Hyla sarda
Lineage: Eukaryota; Metazoa; Chordata; Amphibia; Anura; Hylidae
Exons: 9
Coding region: 464-1249 (261 amino acids)
Biological process (GO): regulation of DNA-templated transcription
Source: RefSeq, a predicted model, not a curated record